Messenger RNA from Chara braunii, 1464 nucleotides. NCBI's taxonomy places the organism in Eukaryota, Viridiplantae, Streptophyta, Charophyceae, Charales, Characeae. The record is from the annotation of a GenBank genome assembly.
CAGUAUUUAAGGAGGUUCUAAAAUCUCGCCCCUUGGGAGUGCAAAGUUCCGCUGGUGAUGGCUGCUAUGGCGAGGCGGCCGACACGUGUCGGCCAAUGUGACACGUGGACACGAAGACGAGGAGUCGUAGAAGGCAGAGGGCAGGCGGAGGAGGGAGAGGGCGAUGAAGGGGGCAAGGCCGGAGGAAGAGACAGACGAGGCAGAGGGCAAAUGGACGAUGACGAAGAGUCAGAGGAGGAAGAGAAGAGGAGGAACCGGUGGCCAAGAUCACACGUGGAGGCCAGAGUGACACGUGGACAUCAUGACGAUCAGUUGGACCCCGAGGACGAAGAGGACAGGUGGAGGAGGAAUAGGGCGAUGGCAGGGGGGAAGCCGGAGGAAGACAGGGAGGAUGCACAUGGCAUAUUGACGAAGAAUGACAAACGAGAAGAAACGCAAAGGACGGGGGAAGACGGAAGAAUGGAUCACAGGACGGGGGAAGCCGGGGGUGAGACGGGGGAAUACCGGGGGGAGACGGCAGGGCAUGUGGAGGAUGACGAGGAAGCGGAGGAGGAAUCGCUGAGGAGGGCACGGCAGCCAAGUUCGCACGUGCCAGCAAAAGUGACACGUAGACACAAUGACGUUGAGUCGAUGAGACGGGAGAAAUCCGGCGAUGGCAGGGAAAAGGUGGCAGGAAGGCACAGAGGACGUAGAUGGCAACUGGAGGCGAUGACAACGACUCGGAGGAGGAAGAGAGCAUGUGGAGGAGGAAGAGGGCGACGGCAGGGGGAAGGCCGCAGGAAGACAUGGAGUAUGCAGAGGGCAGGUGGAGGAGGAGGGCAGAUGGACGAAGAGGGCAGAUGGAGGAAGAGGGCAAAUGGAGGAAGAGGGCAGGUGGAGGAAGGGGGCAGAGGGCAGAUUGAGGAAGAGAGCAGGUGGAGGAAGCGGGCAGAUGGAGGAAGAGGGCAAGUGGAGGAGGAAGACGGUGAUGGGGUGAAACCGCAGAGGAGGAAGACGGCAGGUGGACGAAGAGGGCUGAUUGAGGAAGAGGGAUGCCGAAGAGGGCUGAUUGAGGAAGAGGGAAAGGAGCGGGGGAAGAGGGGAGUAAGAGGGAGAUGGCGGCCGCUUACCCGCACGUUUCGCAUCGGGGACCUGUGGUCUGGGGCAGACGCUGUGGACUGGCUGCACACUGGAAGCCAGGGUCUCCACCUCCACACGACAGCAGUCUGUUCGAAUUCGAACGGCUGUGGGUCCCAAACUUCGCGGUGCGACAUUUCCAGCAAGCGGAGUUUCGACUGCAUUGUAAACUUCGCAACUGACUGGGCUGCAGAAACGGUGUUUGGAAUGCAAUUUCAAACUAAAACCAUGACAGCGCCCUAGUUUUCUCUUUUUGUUAAUCCUUUGAAGGGGGUCAAAACCAUGCCCUUGGAGUACUUGAUUUUUUUAAAUCUUUUGAAGAGCUGCCAAUCAAAAUGAGUCUUUCUA